UCCACGAUGACAUCCUUUUCGUUUAUCUUCUUCCUCUUAACCAACAAUCCACGGGAAAAGAAAAGAAAAGAAAAUCUCUGAUCUAGCACCCAAAACCUUCAAUUUAAAAUCAAUCCAAAAAGAUUAAAAAAUAAAUAAAAAAUCAUAAUGACCAAGCUUUUCUUUCUCAUCUCUCUCAUCUUCGUACUAAUCACCUUUACCUCUCAAUUAGAAAAACAGAAACCCCCAACUGCCGCCCACACCGAGCUCACAAACUACGGCUUCCCAAUCGGGCUCCUCCCUUCCUCCGUAAAAAGCUACACUUUCAACCAGACUUCUGGCGAAUUCUCCGUUGAACUUGGUGGCGCGUGUAAGAUCACGCUCCCUCCUGACAAUUACUUAGCCAUGUACUCCAAAAGGGUUAGUGGGAAGAUUGUUGAGGGUCGGAUCGCGGAACUGGAUGGGAUCCGGGUUCGGGCUUUUUUUAAAUGGUGGUCGAUAACGGGGAUUAGUUCUAGCGGAGACAAUUUGGUUUUUGAAGUUGGGAUGAUUACUGCUAAAUAUCCUUCCAAGAAUUUUGACGAGAGUCCUCAGUGUGAGGGCAAACACUCUUCUUCUUGAAAAAGAUUCUUAUGUGUUUCCUUUUCCUUCUCUCAAGGGUGGGUUGCGCAUUGCUCAUUGAAGUGGUUCCUUUUUCUCCUUCGCACGGUUCCAUUUAACACGUUGUGGUAUGUUUACUUUAUGGGCUGGAGGCACUCAGUAAAUCCCAUAAAUUAUGAGGCACUUAUAUUCUAGAGUCUAGACUACAAGGAUUGAAACCAUUUAUGUUGAUUCAAUGUUUGUAUCUGUUUAUAUGCCCACGGAUUUGAAUGCUAAGCUCCUAUUUGCAGUCAAUUCUCAAGACUGAAGUCUGUCAUAUAACAACUCUCUUUUGAAAUUACUAUUUUCUGUAUCUGCUAUGUAGUUGAAAUUCUGAUUU
Molecule: messenger RNA, 958 nt
Organism: Populus euphratica (Euphrates poplar)
Lineage: Eukaryota; Viridiplantae; Streptophyta; Magnoliopsida; Malpighiales; Salicaceae
Product: DUF538 family protein (Protein of unknown function, DUF538)
Exons: 2
Coding region: 148-600 (150 amino acids)
Source: RefSeq, a predicted model, not a curated record